Pteronotus mesoamericanus is the source of this 1173-nucleotide messenger RNA. It is a transcript of the gene TEX9, whose product is annotated as testis expressed 9. The coding region runs from base 1 to 1173 and encodes 390 amino acids. The transcript is spliced from 12 exons. The record is from RefSeq and is a predicted model, not a curated record. NCBI's taxonomy places the organism in Eukaryota, Metazoa, Chordata, Mammalia, Chiroptera, Mormoopidae.
AUGGCGGGGCGAGGACUUGGGCUCAGGAGACGGACCGUUUCAGGGUCUCCACUCCCGCCACGCGUUCAGCAACCUGCUACACCUCGACAAGACUUCCUCGCGAAGGAGGAAGAAUAUAAGCGUUUAAAUGCAGAAUUAGAGGCAAAAACAGCUGAUCUGGUUCGACAAGCUGAGGAAGCAAUAAGAGAUCAGCAAGAAGUACAAUCUCAGCCUAUUUCAACACAGAUUAAAUCAUAUGAAGAGGAAGAUGAUUAUAGUUCAAGAGGUCUGUUAUCUGAAGGGUCAGUUCAUCUACAUUCAGAAACUCAGCCAAAGACCAGAAACAUUGAUCCAGUACACAAGGUUCAAAAAAAGCUACACUCUGCAAAUAAAGGAAGGAAAAAUUCAAGUCUAAGAUUGAAAUACUCUGACAUACCAACUGCCGAUGAUGUUGCCAUUCCAGAGGAUUUCUCAGACUUUUCUCUUGCAAAAACAGUUAGCAAAAUUGAAGUGCAACUGGAAGAAGAAGGCUUACCUGAUUAUAUAGAUGAUGAUAUUUUUUGUGGUGUUAGUAAAGACAUUGGAAAAGAAGCACAGAUCAGAUUUCUGAAGGCCAAACUCCGUGUUAUGCAGCAGGAAUUGGAUAAUAUUGUAUGUGAAUGCAAUAAAAAGGAGGAUGAAAUUCAGGAUUUAAAAUCUCAAGUAAAAAAUUUUGAGGAAGAUUGUGUGAGACAGCAGCGAACAAUUAAUUUACAACAGUCUCAGACUGAAAAAUAUAAAACUCUUUUUGAAGAAGCAAACAAAAAAUGUGAUGAAAUACAGCAGCAGCUGUCUUCAGUAGAAAGGGAAUUAGAAAAUAAAAAAAGACUACAAAAACAAGCUGCCACUAUCCAAAGUGCCACAGAAGUUCGCUUGAAUAGAGCUCUAGAAGAAGCAGAAAAGCAUAAAUUGGAGCUAAAUAAAUUAAGGCAAAAUAACAAGGAUAUGGCAAAUGAAGAACACAAAAAAAUUGAAGCAUUAAAAUUAGAAAACAAGAAACUAGAAAAACAAAAAGGAGAAUUAAUGCUAGGCUUCAAGAAACAAUUAAAAUUAAUUGAUGUUUUAAAAAGGCAGAAGAUGCAUAUUGAAGCUGCCAAGAUGCUGUCUUUCACUGAAGAGGAAUUUAUGAAGGCGCUUGAAUGGGGAAAUUCUUAA